Molecule: messenger RNA, 6014 nt
Organism: Anoplopoma fimbria (sablefish)
Lineage: Eukaryota; Metazoa; Chordata; Actinopteri; Perciformes; Anoplopomatidae
Gene: srebf2
Product: sterol regulatory element binding transcription factor 2
Exons: 20
Coding region: 264-3827 (1187 amino acids)
Biological process (GO): positive regulation of cholesterol storage; positive regulation of transcription by RNA polymerase II
Cellular component (GO): nucleus
Molecular function (GO): protein dimerization activity; DNA-binding transcription factor activity, RNA polymerase II-specific; RNA polymerase II cis-regulatory region sequence-specific DNA binding
Source: RefSeq, a predicted model, not a curated record
CUGUUUGUGAAUGACGUAAUGAGCGUAAAACAAGAUGGCGACGACUUAACCAUAUAUCGGUGUGAACUAGUUUAUCGACGCCGUUAUCUGCCUCUCUUGGGGCUAUUGUGUUGUCUUACGGUUGUGUUGAGCAGUCGAUCUUCUCAGUAAGAUUACGGGGUUGUGGGCGUUGCUGAACGCCACAGAAUAGCCCGCAGGUGUUGUUUCUUUCCCCCCUGAGACCCUCCGGUGACAGCCGGGGAGGCGAGCUGCGAACACACAGGAUGGACACCGGAGAGUACAUCUCCACCAUGGAGAACAUGGACCCGACUUUAGCGGAAUUAGGGGACGAAUUCACCUUGGGAGACAUCGAUGAGAUGCUGCAGUUUGUCAGCAACCAGGUGGGGGACUUCCCAGACUUGUUUGAGGAUCAGAUGAGCUCAGCAGGCUCUGUGCAGAGUGGCGGCGUCAGCAUCGCUCCGCGCCCUGCCAUCCAGACUCCUCCGACUCCUCAAACCCCCAAGACACCGGCCCCUGCUGUCUACCAGAGCUCCACCGUCAGCCUCGCCGCCCCGCAGACGCUGUCUCCCCUGUCUAUGCCCCUCACCCCUCCCCUCACUCCCGUACAGACUCCCUCCCCCACCACCGUCACCACAGUGCAGCAACAGGUGACCCGCAGCCCUCCCCUCCUCCAGCCCCGGCCUCAGGUGGUCCAACCCAUCCAGCCUCAGCCCCAUCAGACAGCCCAGCCCACCAUCCAGAUGCACACCCAGGGGAUCGCCAUGCAGACCCAAAGCUUCCCAGUCCACACCCUGGUUCAGACCCACAGCCAGACGGGCAUGCCCAUCCAGACCCAAGCGGCCCAGACCGUGAUGAUUGCCUCCAACGGUGGACAGUCCCGUUUCAUUCAGAGCCCCGUCAUCUGCCACCAGAGCCCAGGUUCUAGUUUCCAAGUCCUCCAACCACAGAUGCAGAGCAUUAUGACGUCACAGCUCCAGCCAAUGACCAUUCAACACCAGCGUCUUCUGACCCCGACCUGUCAGACCAUCCAGACCCUCUCUGCAGCGCCCACCACAGUCCACACUAUGCAGCAGCAGAUGCAGCAAGUCCCUCUUCUUGUCCAGCAGCCUCAGAUUCUGAAGACCGACUCGCUGGUUCUCACAACAUUGAAACCCGACGGCACGCAGGUGCUGUCUACCAUGCAGAGCCCCACAGGGAUCACCACCUUGACUACGCCCAUCCAGAACACAUCUCUGCAAGUCCCGACACUGAUGAGCGGCAACAUCCUGACCACCGUCCCCAUGAUGAUGGGAGGAGGAGACAAACUGCCGAUCAAGCAGCUACAGCCAGGCUCCUCUCACUGCACCAACAUGGGCAGAUCAAGCAUGGAUCAAUGCCAGAUGAUGGGAGGGGUAAUAGGCCCGGGAGGAGUGGUGAAGGAGGGCGAGAGGAGGACGACACACAACAUCAUCGAGAAGAGGUAUCGCUCCUCCAUCAACGACAAGAUCGUUGAGCUCAGAGACCUAGUCAUGGGCAAUGAUGCGAAGGUUAGUCCACCGAUGCAUAAGUCAGGAGUGCUGAGGAAGGCCAUUGACUACAUCAGAUACCUGCAGCAAACCAACCACAAACUACGGCAGGAGAACUUGGCCCUAAAGAUGGGCAACCACAAGAACAAGCCAGUGAUUCUGUCUGAAGACGUAGAGCUCAAAGAGGAAAUAGUGAUGAUGUCUCCUCCAGCCUCGGACUCUGGUUCUGGUUCUGGCUCCCCUCCUCAGUUCUCUCCUUACUGUGUGGACUCAGAGCCAGGCAGCCCCUUGCUGGAUCACGAGCAGAUGAAGAUUGAGCCGGAUUCUCCCUCCUCGGUUGGAGUCAUGGAUCGCUCUCGACUGCUUCUCUGUGCCCUGACCUUCUUCUGCCUGUCCCUGAACCCGUUGCCAUCUUUGUUGGGCUCUGAGGCUUUAGGGAGCCCCAGCUUAUCUGCGGGCCACGGGCCGUCUAGAACGCUUGUCUGGUUCCCAACUCACACACAGGACUUUGCAUCCUGGCUGCGUUGCCUGUUGCCAUGGGUGAUGGUGUGGGUGUUGAGUGGGGUGGGAGCGGUGUGGGGUUGCGUCAGGGUGCUCUACCUGUGGGAGCCUGUCACACCCCUUCACUCGCCGAAAUCUGUGUCAUUCUGGAGGCAUCGUAAACAAGCCGACCUGCAACUCAACAGGGGAGAUUACACAGCGGCAAUGUCCAGUUUAGAGACCUGCCUGUCCGUCUUGACUCGAGCGCUUCCAUCAACCACUCUGGACCUGGUCUUCUCGCUGUCCUGGAAUCUGAUUCGCUACGUCUUGCAUCGUCCGACUCCUCUGGGUUGGCUGGUUCAUCAGGUUGGGGGGAAGCACGAGGGGGAGGAGGCUAGGACUAGCGCGAAGGAUGCAGCGCUGGUUUACCACCGGCUGAGCCAGCUGCAGCUCACAGGAAAGCUGCCUCAGCGAAGCAGCCUUUGGGCUUUGUCAGUGUCUGUGAGCGCUGUCAACCUCAGCCAGAGCGCCCAAGGCAAGAUGGCCCCCGCCCAGCUCACCCAGAUCUACGUCACCGCAGCAACAGCCCUGCGCACCGUGCUGGGCCACCACCUCUCCUGUCUGCCAGGUUACCUGUUGAGUUGCGCAGAGAGCGUGGCCAGCCAAUCAGAGACCAAGCCAAUCCCUGACUGCCUGCGCUGGCUCUUCACGCCUUUGGGCAGGCAGUUCUUCCUGAGUUGUGAUUGGUCGGUGAAGUCGGAGAGCAGCGACGGGGUGUACACUUCUCAGAGAGACCCAACUGACCCCAUUGCCCAGCUGCACCGCUGUUUCUGCAGGAAGCUUUUGGAGAGAGCCGUUCACACUCUCAUCCAGCCGCAGAACGACUCUGAAGCAGGCAAACGCAGCAGCGGCUCCGGGGAGUUCUCCAGUGCCCUAGAGUUCCUCCAGUUGUUGAACAGCUGUACAGAGGACUCUCCGUCUCCUCCUCCUCCCUUCUCGACUCCUCCCAAUCACACCACCACUCCAGUGGGAGACCCAGUGAGUCGUUGGUGGGCUUUGGUCCUGAAGGCUGCUGUGCAUUGGCUGCAGGGCGAUGAUGUCGCUGUGAGGUCACUGUUGGCAGAAGCAGAGCGGAUGCCGAGGGCUCUGCACACCCUUGACCACCCUCUUCCCAAGGCUGUGCUGCUGCUUUGCAAGGCAGUUCAGAUGAGUCUGGCCCCUCUGAAGGGGGAGGGGGCCAUAUCCUACCUGUCCCACUGCGACAGAGCCAGUGGCUACCUGCGCUCCAGCAUCUCGGUGCCCCUCGCCCAGACUGGGAACUGGCUGAACAAGGGGGUUGAGCUCCUGAUCUGUGACCUUUUGCUGACCUUGAGGACCAGUUUGUGGCAGCGGGGAGGCAGCAGUAAUGGAGAACCUGGCCCGGCCCCUGGAUCCCAGUUGGCUGGUUUCCAGAGGGACCUGAGCGCGCUCAGAAAGCUCACACAGUGCUACAGACAGGCGCAACACAAGGUGUUUCUCCAUGAGACCACAGUGAGGCUGAUGGCUGGAGCCAGUCCAACAAGGACACACCAGCUGCUGGAGCACAACCUCCGACGUAGGACACACAACUCCUACACAACCGAAGGUGAGUGCGGCGUCCUGGGUGAGAGGGAGAGGGCUCAUGCCAUCCUGCUGGCCUGCCGCCACCUGCCCAUGCCCCUGCUAACCCCGCCAGGGCACCGCGCCCGCCUGCUGGCCGAGGCCAAGCGCACCCUGGAGCGGGUGGGAGACCGUCGGUCCCUGCAGGACUGUCAGCAGAUCCUGCUGCGCCUCAGCGGGGGAACGACCAUCGCUGCCUCCUGAAAAAACAAACACACACACACACACACACACACACACACACACACACACACACACACACACACACACACACACACACACACACACACACACACACACACACACACACAAUGCUAAAACAAACAAACAAACACCCACACACAUUGGGGCUACUCACAAUACAACAAGCUCUGUAAUUUGCUUUCAUACAUACAAAGAUAUAAACCGGGCUUCUCAUCCACCAACAACAUGUAAGACUUUCCUGUCACACUUUUCUCACACACAGACAGUAGAUUUGAACUGUCACGCCGCUCAACAUUUGCUCCUCUUUGAUGCUUAGUUUCAUUGUUGCAGCACAAUCAUGCCACCUUCUGGUCAUUAAUGGUACCAUGCUGGCUUACUGCCUUGUUUUUAACAACGCUACACAAAAAAGGAAAAUCAGGUUAAAUAGGUCCCAAAGGGAAAAGGGACCAUUAUCUAAUAGCUGUUUAAAUUAAUGCAAUGCAGCAGCGCAUUGAUUAGGAUACCGAACUGUACAAUCAUUAUUGGCACACGGCAAUGUGAGUGCAGCAAUAACCGUAAUGUCUCAUUGAGCUUGCGCGCUUCAAUUAAGGCAGUCGGAAGUUUUUGAGAGUAGACAGCCGAGGUCUGUCGAGCUUGGCUUUGCUGGAGGAUGCAGACAGAUAGAUUAGCUCGCUUUUAACCACACAGCUCUGAGUAGUGUCUCUUCUUAUCUACCUCAUACACUGUGCAAUGCCAGCAUUGUACUGUGGAGCAAAAUAGGAUACUGAAGCACCACGUCAGUUAUCCUGAGUAUGAAACAAGUGACCAUAUGAAGUGAUGCUUCAAUCCAGUGCAGCUUCUUUCUAAUAAAAAUCUUGCUGAGCUGCUUUAUUUAGAGUUAAGGAUGCAGCAGUACAGUGCUUUAGGUAUUUGACUUGCUGCUGCAGAAACUGCAAGAAUGAUAGAAAGCUGCUGCUUGACAUGCUUCGUACUGUCAAACAAGAAACAGGGAAAAAGAACAGGAUUAGCGGACCCACACUCACACAGACGCUUCUACAUAUUAUUACAUAUUAAAUGAAUUGCAUUCAAACUCACAAUGUGAUUGUAUAUAAGUUGUACAUAUGCAGACAAACAGAAGUAGAUUAAACAGGAAGUCCUUACUUCUGCUUGAGAGGUCACACAUAUUGAAGAAAGAGCUGUAUCAUUACAAAGUCUUAAUGGUUUCCUGUCAGAAGCUCUCGACACGAGAGCAAAGUCAGCCUCCUCACCUUUAAAGUGACACUCCAACCAAAAAUCUUCUUACUAUCAAACUCUCACCUGCUGCGGGCUUGCAAGGUGGCCUCAAAGCAGAAAAAAACCAUCCAAACAUCCACAGAAGUGCCUGCUAACCAUCCUUGUAAGCAGCCUUUCGAGCUCACAGGCAGUGAGUGUCAGAUACACUAGAUGUUGGCUGGCGUAUCACUUGAGGUUAUAUCUGAGGGGAUAAAAGUGAAGAAUUGUUUUUUCUUGGAAGUGAUGUCCACCUGUGAUGUAAAGCUCUCAAGCAAAGCGGCCUUGAUGUAAUGUAAAGAAUUAUUUUAUUAUGUUUCAUCACAUGUGAAAUGAUGGAGGAGUUGUAUCUUUGUGAGAUCUUUGUCCAAUUUGCUUUUUAUUUGUAACUGUUGACUUACACACGAGCAGGCACUUCUGUCAUUCCUGUUUCUGUGCUCUGGUUUUCUUAUUUAAAGGUUAUGUAAUAUUAAGAUAAAUGCUUUAUCGACGCCUAUGUCAUUGUUAUUGUUUUAUAUAGAUAAAAGCAGCCUGGGAUCAGAAAGAGAAUCUCUAAUAGAAAGAUUUUUUUUAUUGAAAGUCCGCAUUUAAACAAUUAGCUUGACAUUUUAGACUGUCUUUCUUUGGCGUUUUUAAAAUACAUGCAAACACACAUGAAUGCUAUGAGAACUCUGUCUUCCAGGUCAACCCAAGGUGUAAGUUAGCAACCUAAAGAGUCAUGAAUAUACUUUUAUCAGUGUAGAUUAUCUUCACUUACUGGUAAAAGUGUGCAAAGAGGAAAGCAGUGCUCGCACAGCGAUCGGAAGGCUAGAAUUUCUGCUAUCAUUCUAAUUAUGUUACAAUAGGUUUUUUUUGUCUUUCCCCUUUAGGUGUUUUAUUGUCUGACUUUCUUUGUUUCAUUUUGAUGUUUGUUUUGUAAUAAAACAACACAUGACAGUG